UGAACGAAACAAUAAAUAAAAGGGGCGAUCUUUGCCAAUAAAAGUUUAUAACAGAAAACUGUAAUACACAACAACCGGUUGUCUGGAUGACAUUUCUACACGGAACGAAGAUGCACUAGCACCGAUAGGUUUCAGCGAAUUGGCGCGAAAAUCUAGCGUGCCUUUUCAUGUUGUCAUUGAUGUGUUGUGUUUGCUUGGGCUGAGAGGCAACAGUCAUUAAUAUACAAAUACGUUCACCCAGAUAUUUGUGUUUAACAAUUUAGAAGUAUUUAUUUAUCGGUGAUAUUAAUGAAGUUCGACUGAAAUAAUGCCCAACAUUAGCCAACCAGUAAGCAUGAUGCAGACAUCACCUGCAGCAUCGACUGAAGAAGAGGAUGUUGGCAAGGGAACUAACAUCUCUGCAGAGGCUGUCACUGAAGUCAAAAUACGUCUUGAAGAAGAAGAAGAAGACGGUGGUGGUGGUGGUCAUGUGACGAUGGAGAAAAAGAGUGUUUCACCAUCCAAGCCUCUCAACGUUGCUGUGGAACCAUCAGAAGACGCUCACAUGUCUUUGAAACUAAAUGGAACUACUGACUGUGAUAAUGAUAACACAUCCAACAGUAUUGAAGAUAAAAUUUCGCCAAAGAAAGAAAUCGAAUGUCCUUUGACUGAUGGAAGUGAUAUGGCAUCUGAAAAAAAUCCCCAAGAAAAAACGGUGAAAGAGACUGAGACUAAAGAGACAAACACAUCAGUGAUGAUAACUGCUGACAUGAUGAAGGAAGAACAGCUGCUGCAGCAGGAUUCAAUUGAGGCAGAGCAGAAGCUGAAGGAAGAACAGGAAGAGUGCUGGAGUCAAAUGAAUGAGAUGGCUCGGAAGGUGAGGUACCAGCGUUUACAGAUUCUCCUGGACAAAAGCAAUGCUUACACACAAUAUCUUUUGGGGCGCAUCAAGAAACAAGAGAAAGAAGAGGAACACAGAAGAAAGAUGGUGGCCAAAUUGAUUCAGAAACGCCACAGAGAGAAGGCUCAACGGGUGAAUGGUCCAAAUGCUAAGGAACCAGAGGAAGAAAGUGAAGUCAAUGAAAGUGACACCAAUUCUACAUCUGCAAAGAAAAGGUUGGCUGGUAGUCCAGAUCAGAAUAAAGAUGCCAAAAAACCGAAAUUAUCUGAUACUGCAGAAUCUUGUAGCAGUGAUGCCACUAUUGACCAAGUUAUCAAAACUGAAGAUGAGACUACAGAUGAUAUUUCAAAGAUGGACAUGUUAUUGAAUGAAGAAGAUAUAGCAUUAGCUGAACGGACCUUCAAUGGACAACUGUUGCCACUGAAUCAGCCAAAGCUACUUGUGGGUGGUGUGCUCCGACCCUAUCAAAUGGAUGGAUACAACUGGCUUAAGAUGUUGUAUGAGAAUGGUGUAAAUGGUAUAUUGGCUGAUGAAAUGGGCCUUGGUAAAACCAUCCAGUGUAUAGCCUUGGUGUGUCACCUUGUAUCAAUGGGGGUCACAGGACCUUAUUUGGUCUGUGCACCUCUCUCCACACUACCAAACUGGGUGUCUGAAUUCAAGCAAUUUGCACCUCAGAUCCCUGUAGUGUUGUAUCAUGGAGAUCGUGCCACGAGGUCAGCAUUGCGCCAGAAACUCCUCACUGAGAAAAAACUCGAUGAGAACACUUACAUUCUGCCGGUCAUCGUUACAUCGUACCAAAUCAUUAUGAAUGACCGUAAACUGCUGUCGCACAUAAACUGGAAAUAUUUGAUUAUUGAUGAAGGCCAGCGCAUUAAGAACACACACUGUCGUCUGAUUAGUGAGCUGCGUUUAUACAACACAACACAUCGGUUGCUGUUGACUGGGACACCUCUGCAAAACAGUCUGUCAGAACUUUGGUCACUCCUCAACUUCCUUCUACCUGAGCUGUUUGAUGAUUUGAGAAGUUUUGAAUCUUGGUUUGACAUAGAACGCAUUGGACAAGAGAAUGCUGAUGAAGAAAUUGUUGCUAGUGAAGAAAAAGACCACAUUCUCUCAAUGCUCCACCAAAUCCUCACUCCUUUUAUGCUGCGACGUCUCAAGUCAGACGUGGAAUUGGUCAUACCCCCCAAGAAAGAAGUGCUUGUUUUCUGUCCUCUUAGCAAACUUCAGCAGACUUUCUACAAAGCAACUUUAGACAAUACCAUCGAGGACUUGCUCUAUAAAAAGGAGAAAGAUAAAGAGGUCAAGGUGAAUAAGAAGGGUCGUCCAGUUCGGCAAUCAAAUGGGAAGAAGACAGAAGAGAGGGAUGACAAGUCGACUUCCCUCUCAGAUUCGCGGAUAAAUUUGAAGAUGAACAAUAUAAUGAUGAUUUUAAGGAAGAUAUGUAAUCAUCCCUACCUCAUAGAACAUCCUCUUGACUCUAAGACUGGUGAGUUGGCACUGGAUGAAGGUCUUGUGAAGAACAGUGGUAAAAUAGCUAUGCUGGAUUGCAUGCUGCCGGUGUUAAAGAAAAAUGAUCACAAGGUGCUGAUCUUUUCUCAGUUUGUUCAGGUGUUGAAUAUUUUGGAAGACUAUUGCUACCUCAGAGAUUUUGAAUACUGUCGUUUGGAUGGUAGCAUGAACUUUGAAGAGAGGCAAGAGCAGAUGGAUUGCUUCAAUAACGAUAAAGAAGUCUUCCUGUUCCUGUUGAGUACCAGAGCUGGUGGUCUUGGAGUGAAUUUGGUAUCUGCAGACACUGUCAUCAUCUUUGAUAGUGACUGGAAUCCUCAGUGUGAUAUACAAGCUCAGGACAGGUGUCAUCGUAUUGGUCAAGUAAAACCAGUUGUAGUUUACAGGUUAGUGUCACGAAACACGAUUGACCAAAGAAUCGUCGAAAGAGCCACAGCCAAACGAAAACUUGAGAAGAUGAUUAUUCACCAAGGGAAAUUUAAGAGUGGUAUAAAGAAUUUCAGCACCAGUUUAUCAGCAAUUAGUCCCCAAGAGUUAAAAGAACUUCUGCAGUCUUCAGAACAUGAAGAAAUCUAUGAAGGGAAGAACAGUUCGAGCGUGAUCAGUAAAGCAGAUCUACAGAAGUUAUUAGACCGAUCGGACUUCCUUGACAAACAGAAGAAGACAGGCCACAAGAAACCAAAUGAAACCUGCAAAGAAGUAGCUGGAGUCUUUAAAGUUAUUGAAACUGAAGAGAAUUCUUCUAAGUUAUCCAAUAUUAUUGACUUAAAGAACAAAGUGUUAGACACGGAAGUUUGUUAAUAAUUCAAUCAAAAACACACAAAAGUGAGAAGAUGAACCUUUAGCAUGCUUAAGGACAUCAUUGUGCCAUAUGAGUUGUCUCCCUUGUAAGCUGUAUGUGUGUUGUCACUUUGGGAGGGGAGUACACUCAUACGGUGACAUGCUGCAUCUACAGCAUGCUAAAGGUUAAAUUCAUUUGUUUAAAACUAAGUCACCAAACCAUUUGUCGUUUGUCAUUUCCUGCUAUUCUCAGCCUUUAUCAUCAUUUUUUAAAAAC
Messenger RNA from Octopus sinensis (East Asian common octopus), 3446 nucleotides. Its product is annotated as lymphocyte-specific helicase-like. Gene Ontology annotation, cellular component: pericentric heterochromatin; nucleus. NCBI's taxonomy places the organism in Eukaryota, Metazoa, Mollusca, Cephalopoda, Octopoda, Octopodidae. The record is from RefSeq and is a predicted model, not a curated record. Gene Ontology annotation, biological process: DNA methylation-dependent constitutive heterochromatin formation; lymphocyte proliferation; negative regulation of gene expression via chromosomal CpG island methylation. Bases 308 to 3190 code for a protein of 960 amino acids. The transcript has 22 exons. Gene Ontology annotation, molecular function: chromatin binding; ATP binding; ATP-dependent chromatin remodeler activity.